Messenger RNA from Penicillium egyptiacum, 1917 nucleotides. The record is from the annotation of a GenBank genome assembly. Lineage: Eukaryota; Fungi; Ascomycota; Eurotiomycetes; Eurotiales; Aspergillaceae.
AUGGAUCCCAACAAUAACAAUCGCAACAACAUUAAUUACGGCUAUGACCGUAACUACAAUGCCAACAACCGCGCCUAUCCCACUACCCCCUCCGCCUUCCCUCAGCCCAUCUAUCAGACUCAGGGGGCCCAGGAUUACGUCGACCCCUCCAAUCCAGCCUACGCCCCGGGUUAUUUUAUGCCCAACCAUUACCCACCCCAGCAGGUACAGCCGCAGUAUGUCCAACAGCAGCAGCAGCAGUACGCGCAACAGCAAGCGCUGCAAUCGCCCCAGCCCGCAUACCAAGCACGCCCGGGCUACCCCGACGGCACCAACGGUCUGAUCCAGCAAUUCUCCAACCAGGACCUCAACGCAAACCGUGCAGGAUUUUUCAAUAAUCGCGCUGGCUCCCCAGCCCAGCGGCCUCGCACCGCCGGUGGCUCCCCCGCUCAAACACAGGCCCAAGCAUCACACUUGAUCCCCCCCGUGCCCCGCAGCCCUCGCCCACCCCCCGAGAACGAAGAGUUGCAACGCUUCCCUGAUCGGUACUCCGAGAAUGUGCACAAGCGAGGCAAGGCAGCGAAGGAGCUGGUGACUGUAUUCUUCCACGAGAAUAUCGAACGGGCCCGUGACCGUAACAUGCGAUCGGCGGAACUUGACAAAACAAUCCGUGAGCCCAGUAUCCCCGUCGAAAAGAAGCGCCAGGAUGCCGACGGGAUUUCCAAGCGAGAAUCCGACUUCCUUCGGUUCUUGCGCACAAAGGAGACACCGGCGAACUUCCAGACCAUCAAGAUUAUCGGAAAGGGCGCUUUUGGUGAGGUCAAGCUCGUGCAGCGCAAGACUGAUGGCAAGAUUUACGCCCUGAAGUCGUUGAUCAAGACCGAAAUGUUCAAGAAGGAUCAAUUAGCUCACGUCCGUGCCGAGCGUGAUAUUCUGGCGGAUUCGAAGGAUAACCCUUGGCUUGUGAAGCUUCACGCAUCGUUCCAGGAUGCUGCGUACCUUUACCUGCUGAUGGAGUUUUUGCCCGGUGGUGAUUUGAUGACCAUGUUGAUCAAGUACGAGAUUUUCUCUGAGGAUAUCACACGGUUCUAUAUGGCCGAGGUCGUGAUGGCAAUUGAGGCCGUGCACAAGCUUGGUUUCCUCCAUCGUGAUAUCAAACCUGACAAUAUCUUGCUUGACCGCGGUGGACACGUCAAGCUUACUGACUUCGGUCUGUCAACCGGAGGCAAGAAGACUCAUGACAAUGCUUACUACCAAAACCUCCUCAAGAACUCUACUUCCAAGGAUCGGAACCGCAACUCUGGAUACUUCAAUGAUGCUAUCAAUCUGACAGUGUCCAACCGUGGUCAGAUCAACACCUGGCGAAAGUCCCGUCGUGCCAUGGCCUAUUCGACUGUUGGAACUCCUGAUUAUAUUGCUCCUGAGAUUUUCAACGGUCAAGGCUACACUUAUCUCUGCGAUUGGUGGUCUGUCGGUGCUAUCAUGUUCGAAUGUCUCGUGGGCUGGCCUCCGUUCUGUGCCGAAGACACAAAUGACACCUACCGGAAAAUCGUCAACUGGAGAGAUUGCUUGUACUUCCCUGAUGAACUGGUUCUUUCGCGUGACUCCGAAGCCCUGAUCCGAAGUUUCUUGUGUGACCCGGAUCACCGUAUUGGCAGCGAAGGUGGUCAGCACGGAGGCGCGACACAGAUUAAAAACCACCCCUUCUUCAGGGGUGUCGUUUGGGACCAACUGCGCGGCAUCCGUGCUCCCUUCGAGCCGCGCCUCAGCUCGAACAUUGAUGUGUCGUACUUCCCAAUUGAUGAAAUUCCUCAAGAGGAUACCAGCGCGAUCCACCGCGCCCAGGCCCGUGCCAUGCCGGACUCGCAGGAAGCCGAGAUGAGUUUGCCAUUCAUCGGCUACACCUAUAAAGCCUUCAAUGCCUUCCAGACCAGUUAG